Molecule: messenger RNA, 517 nt
Organism: Limulus polyphemus (Atlantic horseshoe crab)
Lineage: Eukaryota; Metazoa; Arthropoda; Merostomata; Xiphosura; Limulidae
Product: cyclin-T2-like
Exons: 5
Biological process (GO): regulation of transcription by RNA polymerase II; positive regulation of DNA-templated transcription, elongation
Cellular component (GO): cyclin/CDK positive transcription elongation factor complex; nucleus
Molecular function (GO): cyclin-dependent protein serine/threonine kinase activator activity
Source: RefSeq, a predicted model, not a curated record
AUAAAGUAACUCAGUAAAUCACCUCUGCCCUGACGUUUAUAGAUUUAGUAAAAUAAAGCGACUUUUUAUAUUUAAAUGAUAAAUGAGUCAAUGGCGGGUGAUGAAAGAUCAUAUUUUACAAAAGAACAAGUUACUUCUCCUCUCGUAAACCCAAGCCAAAAAUGCGGCAUAGAUGCAGACAAAGAAUUGUCAUAUAGACAACAAGCUUCUAAUUUUAUUCAAGACAUGGGUCAAAGGCUUAAAUUAACUCAACUGUGCAUAAACACGGCAAUAGUUUAUAUGCAUCGUUUUUACAUGUUUCAUUCAUUUACAAAAUUCCACAGAAAUGCUAUUUCAACGUGUGCACUGUUCUUGGCUGCAAAAGUUGAAGAACAACCCAGGAAGCUUGAACAUGUGAUAAAUGUUGCUCAUAGAUGUCUUCAUCGAGAUGCUCCUGCACUUGACAUCAAGAGUGAAGCCUACAUGGAACAAGCAUAUGAAAUAGUUGUGAAUGAAAACAUCAUGUUACAAACAUUAG